This is a messenger RNA of Dermacentor albipictus, 9003 nucleotides long. It is a transcript of the gene Atg17, whose product is annotated as autophagy-related 17. Gene Ontology annotation, biological process: positive regulation of protein phosphorylation; autophagy of peroxisome; autophagy of mitochondrion. Lineage: Eukaryota; Metazoa; Arthropoda; Arachnida; Ixodida; Ixodidae. Gene Ontology annotation, cellular component: phagophore assembly site membrane; Atg1/ULK1 kinase complex. Gene Ontology annotation, molecular function: protein kinase binding; molecular adaptor activity. The record is from RefSeq and is a predicted model, not a curated record.
CGUUGCUGCUGCUGCUGCAGUUGGCAGCGUUUCCCAGAUGGGACCGUCGAGAGUUGGCAACACUAACAAUAACAUGGCGGUCAGCUGUUGGAAGUCGAAGAGCAGUGGGUGAUUGGAGUAGCGAAAAAACCCGUCCGCGUAUCCGCGUAGAAAUUGCCGAUAAACUUAUCCCACUGCGCUAGAUGUUGUUCGAAGGACGUGACCGUCCGAUACGUCGGGAUUCGCAUGCUACCGGAGCGUCUGCGACUGACAGUCUACGACGAAGCUUGUGCCUGGUGCGAGCAUGAUACUACGGAUACCGUGCUUUGUCGAUACGGCGCUUCGGGUGAUCUCCUAUCAAUUGGCUCCCGCGAAAAGGUUUUUCGCACUCUACGCACCCGACUCCAACGGAGCGGUCUUCUGCCCGCGACAUUUUUCUUAGGUCACUGUGCAGUCUAUCGACAAAACAGGCAAGAUGUUGUACGUGUUUCUCGUCGAUACAGGCAAGAUGGUGACCUUUGAUAUGAACCACGCCGUUGAAAGUGUGGAACAUCUCAAAGCAGUGAUUUCUCAACGGUUCAAUGUGCCGCCUGAAAAACAAGUGCUGCUCAUCAGUGGAGGCGAAAGCCUGCAGCCGGCAGCUUCUGUGGGCAGCUAUAGUGCAGGCACGGACACCAAUCCGAUCUUCUUCUUCAAUAAGGUUUCCAUUGAGUCGGACUCUCUUGACAGGUCCAGUGAAAUGGUUUCAUCAGACCAGGACAUGUCACUUGAGCUGGAAGCUGUGGUUGACAUGCCGCCUUCGUUCAACACCGUGGUUACAAGGACACAGCUUGCUCAGGAAUUUUGUGAACGUGCCCGGAUGGAAGUGAGAACCUCCGAACUUCUUGUCCACGAACAGCACCUGCAGCAGCAGGGCUGGGCUGCUGUGGUUGCCAACCUUCAAGACAUGACGGCGAGUCUGAGGAACAAUGCAGGAGUCAUUGAACAGGAGUUGACAGAGUUCCUUCGAAGUCGCCAGCAGCACACGGAGCUGCUUGAGAGUUUGGAUGAAGAUAUUGUACUCCUGGGAAAGAUUCCUGUUCUUCCGGCACUGCUGUGUUCCGUGCAUCAGGAUGAACAGAAGGGCAUGAUGUUGCUAGACUGGAUCAACGCCACGGACAGCAAAAGCAGUCUGAAGGAUAUGGCCGACCAGUGCAAGGCAUGCCUGAAGCAGCUUGUUGCGGAAGGCCUGGAGAAAUGCCGCACGGAGGUGCAGAAGGUGAUGGAGCUGGUGAGCAACCCGCGCAUGCUGGAAAUUCGCGGUGUCGAGGAGUGGCUGUACAACCUCGACGAGCUCAUGGCCAGAGCGCGCAAGCUCGAGCAGGACCAACAGGAGCACCUGCAGUCCUUUGUGCAAAACCAAUCGAGCUUCUCCCGCCUCAAGGAUCCCAGCGUCCUGCCUGACUUGAGUGAGAGCCACGUGAAGCAGCUCAAAAUUAUGCUGCAAAACCAUGAGGGUCUGCGUGACAUUCGGCGCCGCUGCGUCUCGGCGAAAGAUCACCUAUCGAAAAACCUCAAGGAACGGCUGCGGUGGGUAAUUUAUGUAGAGAAGGUCAUCUCGGAGGCACAGCUGAGCUUCAUGUUCACCACACUGGCCACCCGGCAGCUGCGCAGGCAGCUCGAGAUUUGCCGCCAGAUCCACAUGGCACCGCACACUUACCUCCGUGCUGUCACCGAGGUCAUCCGGCGGCGCCACUUCUCCCACAACUUCUUGCAGUGGGCAGGCACAUUGUCAUCACAGUGUCAGCAGCUGCACCAGCAUGAAGUGCAGACCCGGAGGGACUUCAACAGCCAGUUCUCCAAGCACUUCCUGCACGCCCUCUUUCCCGGCAUGGACGACCUGCCUCCACCAUUUGCAACUCGGAAUCCCAAGCCGUUUGAUGACAAUCUGCCUCUUCUGGCUCCCGAAGACUUGGAGUUCCUUCGGAAAGCACUUCCAGAGAUGUCAGAACUCCUUCGCGCUCCUGACACGGUCAUGUUGCCGACCAUCGUGCUGCAGCAAUCGGGUGCCACACAGUCCUGCCAAGAUGCCGCAUCACAGCCAGACGGGGAGGCUUCAUCAUCUUGCAUUUCACCGCACGCUUCUUGUCAGCAGCUGCAGCCGGAGGCGACCGAUUGUGAAACUGACGAGGCGCUGCUGAGUGCUUCCGAGAAGGACUGCCACGAUGGUACCUGUCCCGAAGAUCGCGAGCGCACCCCGAAACUGGCAGUGUCUGAUGACGAGUUUGAAGAGGUCUCCGACGAACCGACUACGGGCCUUGAUGCUGCCACUGUUGACAUCCUGGGCAUGCCAGCUCAUCAGGACACGAUCCUCUGCUCCCCGGACUCUUUGAAAACAAAAACUGCGGGCGUCUGUCAACCUGGCAGGCAAAGAAGCAAGUUUGGCCAACUGAGUGGGCUGAUUUUGUCAUCUACCCUGAAGAAAAUGAAACAGGGCCACACCUCACAAGAUUUCCAGACAGCAGACUUCUACAUCGACGAGUCAAUGCCUUCGUCGAUAUCGGACAGCAAUGGAGUUGUGCCUGCUGCACCAGGUGUUGCACCAUCGUCUGCUGUGGCAGCGCCCGUCCAGCAAGCUCAUGUGGCUGCUGAGCUUCAGCGGCAACUAGAAGAGAAAAGUGCCGCGCUGCUAGCCACUCAGAAGGAGCUGGAGAGGGAACGCGUGGAGAGGCAAGAGCUGAGGCAUAGCCUGACGAGCCUAUGCGAAGCAGCUGCGGCAGUGUGCUCGGACUCUCGCUCGGACGCUGUGUCGCUGCGCGAGGACCUGGCGGCCGCACGCCAGAUGCUCAGCCAGGAGGCGUCGCUCAUUGGGGCUGCCAUGGACACUGCCCUUCAGGCCCUGCUAGCCAGGCUCGAGAGCGAAAAGGCCGCGUCCAUAGCAGCCGAGCUGGACAGGGUGCAACGCGAGUUUGAGUCGGCGGACGAAGAACACCGGCGCCGCCUGGAGGUGGAGCACCUGAAACUGGAAGACGCCCACCGGGAAGUGCACCUGUACCAGCAGCAGCUCCAGCAGCUGUCACAGCUCACCGACAGCCUGCGGAACGACUCAACCCUCGCCCUUGCCACGCUGAAGAACAGCUUGCAACAGGAGCAAGAGUCUGCACUCGCCAAAGCCACACUCGAGCACGAGCUGGAGCAGGAGGCCCUGCAGGAGCGACUGCGCGCCUUCGAGAGGAGCCACGAGGAGGAAGUGCAGGACCUCAACGAGUGCAUCUGCGAGAAGGACCGGCAGAUCCAGAUGCUGUUCCAGGAGAGGCAGGGCCUGGAGGAGCAGCUGCACAGCCACUUUGCAAUGGAAAAAGAGGAGCUGCUUGCACAGUGCCGCCAGGAGUGCGCCCAGAGGGAGCAGGCCAUCAGGGAGGAACUGAUUGCCCUCCACGAGCAGCAACUCAACCGGAUUCAACACUGCCACGAAGAAGCGAUACAAAAGGCCAAAGAACAGACGAGGCUAGAGCUUCAGCAGGAGUGGGAAAGUAGGAUGCCAGAUUUCAAGCUGUUGCAGAGGAGGGAGUCCAUUGAAGACUUGGACACCGCUGCAGGCGACUCCUGCUCUCUCGAGGAGACAAAACCUGACCCGUGCGGAGAGAGCAUGAUGGAGUCCACUGUGAAACUUCCCCACUCGGCUGACCCCAUGCUGCUGGAGUUAAGGAGUCAAUUGCUUGAGAAGCAAAAUGAAGUCAAUAGACUGCAGCAACAAGUUAUGGCCAUGUCCGACAACUUUGGCACCCAGCUUCCACCGUCCUCCGUUGACAAGGUCUCCAUCCUCACAUGUCAGCCUGGUGACAUUGUGCUUCUCUGCUACGACGAAGGUCACCAGAAUUAUGUCCUCUUUGUGUUGGGCCCGAACUUGCACUUUCUGCACACGGACUGCCUCGACACCCUCGGCCUCAAGACAGCACCUGGCACAGUUCGCAAAGGUUGGGUCCUGGCUGAGGUUGUCGAGAAAGAAUUCUGUCAAGCCCGCAAGCCGCAGAACCGAUAUCAUGUGCCCGCUGGAACCCGCUUCUACCGGGUCAAGGCAAAGCCAUGGGACAAGGAGGCUGCUGUGCGUCGUGAGCAGCAGCGGCGGUCGUCACUCCGCAGUCUCACUCAGUCAUCGCUCAUCACUGCCAGCUCUGCCGUCGAGGAAGUGGCCCCGCCCCCUCCUGCCCAAUCGGAGGGCGCCUCCGCCGGAGAGCCCUAUCGGCAGCCCGUCGAUUCCUAAGUUGUCCACCCUCUUAAAAGACACACUUCAAGGACUUCUGUUGUUGAUUUCACAGUGUGCCCAUGUGGUGCCCAUUCUUGUUUUCAUUUUUUUUUUCCCAGUUCACUGCUCUUCUCCAAUUGUGGCCACCCAGACUGGCUAACGGCUGGCCAUUUUUUUUUUUCAUCGCAAAAUUAUUUAGUCUCUUGCUGUGCAUCCACCACCCCCUGUUUUUAGUGCGACCCAGACCUGAAAGUGAUGCUGGCUUCCCAGUGCUUAAGAGUGCUCGGCACAAGAUAGCUGCAUGCAGCACUCUUCGACAGUUUUUCUUGCUGCAGGCACCCCUUACACUAACUGGCUGACUAGCAGUUCAGUAAUUAAUCUUGGGUCAUGUGUAUUGACACAUUGGUUUGGCUACAGGAUAGGGUUUGGAUGAAUUGCUGUGAUCUGAGCGCUCAUGACUCUCCUCCUAGCAAAAGUGUUCAUCAGCCUCUCUAUUUUACUCUUUUUUUUUAUUGUACCUGCCCUGUAGGUAUUUUAUUUACAAAGCCUCAUUGUAGUUUGUCCAGAGCACAAGGUGGGUUUGCGACAACUGCUACUAACCUGUCUCCACAGAUGCCCCUUCUUUUUUAUGACGAUGGCUUGCUUCAAAGGCAUGGGCCUUAUCUUCCUGCUUUAGCAAUCUUCAAUUUGCUUCACAAACAGUUACAAUAGUUCUCUGCUGUGCUCCAAAGGCAUAGCUUGUGCGAGAUAUAAGCUCACCUGUUUGAGAAAUAUAAACAUCUAAUAUAUGCGUAAUAGACGUAAAAAAAAAGAUGUCUAGAAGUAGACAUCUUGAUGAUGUCUUUUAGAUGAAUCGCACUGCUCGUGUUACACCCUGCACCUGAUUCAGAAGGGUGAUGAGCAUGACCAAACCAUCUCGGAGAUGGCAGAGAUACGCCACGGCUGCCAUAAUGAAGAAUUUGUGAACAUGGAAACUAUUAGAAGUGCUGUACAAUUUGGAACGCAGGUUGCAGCCUUCAUAAGGAAUGAGAAAAAAAAAAGAACAGGUGAAGAAGUCAUUUCUCAUUUCAUGCUGCAGCUUCUACCGAAACGUUGCUUCAUCAAGCGACAUUUCGGUUUGCAUGGUACACAAAGGCACGCAAAAUAUUUUUCGCCUAGGGUGCAAAUGCGAGCCCUUUUUCAACCAGCAAAGUUAGUCUGCUGAAUUUAGAUUCUGUUGCAUUAGUUAUAGUUUAUGUGGUUUUAUUUCAAUGCGAUAGCACAAAACAAGGUAUAACGCGCGGCGCAUUACAGAUGUAACGUUUAGUUGUUCAUGUUUUGUCGAAGUAUAUAAUAUUGUUGCGUUAAUUUUUUUACUGCGUUGUUCCAACUUUGUCGAGAAAAUCUGAUUAUUUAGCAUGCAUUUAUAAAAGGCUCAUCUGACGAUGGUUGUGAACCGCGACAGAAAUUUUGUCUUUUAAGCGUGCAAUUUGAAAUAACUGUUUAGAGCUGCUAAGUUUUAUUGCACAUAAGCAAGUAGCCCCUGGUGUAAGCUGAAGCAUUGGCUUGCGAUGUGAAUGUCGAUGAUUGAUUGUCUCGGAAAAGAACUCUUGAAAUGUGAAAACGUGGAGUUGUGAAAAACUUGCGUUCUCCGAACAUUGUAAACACAGUGCAUUGAGAGUGACAUUCUUUAGCACAUGAGAUUGACACAUGACAAUAUUUGGAGGUGGAAAAAAAAAAUCAAUUACUAUACUAUGGCAAGUUGUGCGGGCAUUGAUGGUAUGCUGCUGAUGUGGAAAAAUGUACUCUUUUUACGCACUUCUGCGAGUGGAAGCUAUGGUGGAGCUUCAUUUUGCUCUAUGCACCAAUGUCUUGCUUCAAGCUCUGGUGCCUUUUUUUUUUUCUCGUAUAACCAUAGCUCUGUUUCGGAAAUGGUACAAAGCUCGAAGCACGCUCAAUGGCACAUGGGUGGCCAUGUUUUACUUGUUCUGAAGAGACCUUAUGGUUGUACCAUGGUGAUGCCACUCCAAGCUGCAUGCAUUUUCCACCCUUGAUAAAUUUCUCUAGCCUACUCUCCCUAGAGGCAGUAACCUGUUUUUUGCUGAAGUCGCCAAAGAAAGAAUCGUAACAUGUGUAAUGACACCCACUAUUUGGGAGAUCCAUCUGGACUAUGUACUUCUUUCUUUCCAGAACAUGUUAGAAAAGAACCUGCUGUACAAAGGUAGAGGGUAGUUUGAAGAGAAGUGUCAAUCUAAGGUUCCUCUCCCGUACCCUCUAUUCAUUCUCUAAAGUGGCAAGUGUGAGGAACAGAUUUCCGACUUAUUUUUGGCGUGGCAUUGCAUGGUGUCGCAGUGCCAAUAUGUUACGCUGCGAGAUAACCAGACUAACACCGGCUGAAGUGCAUUUUGCAUGGUUGGUGUGACUGUAAGGAAAACCGUAUUCCAUAGAUACCUAUGUUGUCUGUAAAAUUGCGUAAUUGUUGCGAAGUACAGACCAACGGCCCAUGUUGCCAUGCUGAUGUACGCCGUAAAUAUCUUCCACGUAGUAGCUGCUUUAUUCCUUUGCAGCUGGGUAGGACUUUUCUUACAAAGGAACUGGCAAAUGCUCUUAGCACUAUCGCACAUCUCUUAAGAUACCUCUGUCUCUCUCUCUUCUAAGGGUGCAGGGGGCAGUUGGUGUUCUCUGUCAGACCAGCUACUAAUUCCACAGCAUAGUCAAGCCUCUACAGGUGCAUAGCAAGAAGCCUCGACUGAACGUGCACGGCGUUGUUUCACGCACUUGUGCUUAAUCAUUUCCUGUUCACAACUUUUCAGGUAUGCUGUAGAACGGUAGGAUUGUGUAGGUGUUAACCGUUUGACGUGCGCAAAAUCUUUCGUCAUCAGUCUUUUUUUUUUUUUAAGGAUGAGGUGCAGCACAAAGAGGUUUUGCUACCGUGCAGCUGCCGAGAGUAAGCGUUGUGCACAGCAGUACUUAUGUAUACCGGGAGCUUUAUUCUAAUGCUGACAGAAUUUUUAAUGUAAGUAUGGUACUAACCUUAAGAGCUGCAAUUACUCUUAAGAGGCCCAGCAUAGUAUCCAUGAGAAACUGAAAUGCAUCUUGCCUGCCGCGGUGGCUAAGCGACUGCGGCAUUCUGCCGAGCAUGAGGUAGGUCAUGGGUGUUAGUCCCUGCUGCAGCAGCAGCAUUUGGAUUGCUUAGCAUGGGUUUAAUCCACGAAUUGCAGCAUCUGCCCUAAGUAAUUAGUAGUGAUUAGUGAUUUUCUAUGACAUUCGGAACAUAAAUAUAAUGAGCACAUAUAUAACAAACUGAUAAAUAUUAUAGACCAAAUGUAAACUAUUUCCUUGUGAAUAUUAACAUGUAAAAAAUUUACGCUUACAGCAAAGUUAUUUUUGUAGAAGUGAAGUUUCGUUAUAACAAGAUCGGGCUGCAUAAGAAUAUGCAUUUUGCUUUUUCAUGCAAGUAAUGUUUGCCUAUAUAUGUAGUAAUUCUCCUCCUGGGCUAGGAGUAUGCUAUCUUCCGCAGGCGAUGCUUUAAAAAUUCGGUUAACAUUAAAAUCAAAUGCCCCAUAUAAAUAGUUUCCCUUACACAGUUACCUGAGAAUGUGCACACUAAUGAUGCACAUUAACUGCAACACCGCCCCUUGCAAGCAGCACGCUAGUUGUCCAUAGAAGUGUGUGAUUUCUAGGCUCUUAGCUUCUGAGACGUGCUUUUUGCAUGGUAUUUAUUAAUGGGCCAAUAUAUGUGUGGUUUGGGUGUGUGAUGUUUCAUGACGUCGCAAAUUGUGCUGGUAACUGUAUGGGCUUUGCUUGAGAAACUCCGUAAACGUGUGCAACUUGCUUUGAGCGAAGUUGACCUUGAAGUGCAUGUUCCUGCAUGUAAGGUAUCUAUAUGUGUAAUCGGUUUAGGCGGCCUUGGUAGUGGAGGGUAUUCCUUGGGUUUACCUCGAUCGGUUUCCUGAAUACCUGCGAUUCGGUGGUUGCCAAAUGUGCGCUUAUGACGUAUAGGUAUUGCUGGCUUAUGACGUAUAGGUAUUGCUGGCAUGUCCUUUAAUGUUAGGCCAUUCAAGAUGAGCAUGUUUUCUCGCUUCUUUUUAAAAUUUUGUGAAGCAGGGUCAAACAGCCGCAGAAAAAAAGUAAUUGACAACAGGUGUCAGCUAAAUGAGAAUGGGCAGCUUUGGCUGUUGAUGAACUGAUCGUCACGGUGGCAUUUGCCUUAGAAUUGUUUAAAAAAUGUUUAUUUUAACUGACACUUUCAGAAUAUCUUUAAUUAAUUUUAGUUAUUUAGUUUGCAGGUUUAAAGUUGCUUACACAAUAUUUUUAUGAACCUGCAGGGUAUAAUGAAAUCUUAAAAAAAUUCUUUUUGACUUUACCCACUAAAAUCGUCCCGUAUGCAUUGUCAGAGUGUCAUGUAUUUUCCAUGCGUAUAAUGCGAGGAAGUUGCAGAACUGUGACAAUGUGUUUAUAUCUUUUAUAAGGAAAAUGCAGUUGCGCCAUCGCUGCAUGAAAGAAGUGUUGUGUGGUGUGUUACAACAGAACAAAAGUUAAACAGCAUAGAGUGCGUAUGUACCAGGGUUUUCCUUUUAAACUACGAGGGUUUUGAAUAGUGUCUCAAGAUGCAAUUCUUAAGGGCUCUGUGUGGAACUGGAACAGCUAAAGAAACAUGGGAACAGGUUAGGGGAGGGCCCACUUUUUCUGUACAUACGCGAGGCAUGGUGAGAAGCACCAAUCUCGCCUUUGUUUUUAUCGACUGCUAUUGUAUAGGCGAGGCACUGAUGAGGUAUUUGUACAGCAAAUGUAAACAAAUAAAUGUAUUUGAUAAGUAU